This is a messenger RNA of Rattus norvegicus (Norway rat), 5796 nucleotides long. It is a transcript of the gene Prkcg, whose product is annotated as protein kinase C, gamma. Gene Ontology annotation, molecular function: diacylglycerol-dependent serine/threonine kinase activity; calcium,diacylglycerol-dependent serine/threonine kinase activity; zinc ion binding. Gene Ontology annotation, cellular component: presynaptic cytosol; postsynaptic density; dendrite. Gene Ontology annotation, biological process: negative regulation of protein ubiquitination; response to pain; regulation of signaling. The record is from RefSeq and is a predicted model, not a curated record. Lineage: Eukaryota; Metazoa; Chordata; Mammalia; Rodentia; Muridae.
UGCACCUGCACCCACACAAAAGCAACUUGGAAAACAUUACAAAGUUUGGAAGUGAAUGAAAAAAAGAAAUGAAUGGGCCUGACGUAGGUAUGGUGGAAGAAAAGGUUUAUUGUAUAAAAGGGAGAGCACAGCCAGAGGCAGGGACAUCUAGGAGAGUCCAGAAUGACUCUGAGGUGGAGUGUGAGGAGAGCAGAGAAGAAAGAGGGGAAGCUAGGAGACCAAGAGGCUAGGAAGGUAAAGGGUAGACAAAAAGGGCCUGGUAACCAAAAUGGCUGGGUUAUACAGGGGAGAACAACUGGAGGAAGGGCAGCCCAGCCACUGGGCUGAAGAAGUUUAGGGUAGGGAUGAGGUAUACUAGCCAUACUCUGUAACAGGUAGAGACUGAGGGAUUCUGGGAGAACCUGGCAGCCAGUUAUGCCUUGAUAUGUUAAAUAGGCACCCCAGCUAGCCUUUUGCCCCAUGUUCGAGACCUAACAGGAAGUACAAGGAAGAGGACACACACUCAGGGGAUAAGAAGUCUUAUUUCUUCAGUGCCUACCAACGCAUAUCUACAUCAAUUCCUCUUGUUAGGAGGGCAUCACAUUCACUCUUUCCCAUACACGGUUCAAGAAUACGAGAAAGAACAGCUAGAGGGUUGUGGUGUUGGUCAGUUUAUAGAGUGCUUGCUGAGCGAACACAAGAUCCCGGGGUCAAUCCACAGUACCUGAACACCCCUCCCCCCACCCCCACGGGUGGUAUAUGCCUAUAAACCCAGUUCUUGGGGAGGUGAAGGCAGGAAGCUCAGACGUUGGUUAUCUUCGUAUACCUUACAAGUUUGAAGCCAGCCAGAAAUACAGAAAGAUUUAUCUAUUUACUUAUUUAUUUAUCAGACAGAUAUCGUGUAGCCCCGGCUGCUCUGGAACUUGCUAUGUAGAUCAGCUGGCAGCAAACUCACAGAGAUCUUCCUGCCUCUCUCUGGGAUUACAAGUGUGCAAGCCCUUAUUUUAAGAAGCAAAAUAGAUAGUAUCCAGUGAUCUGCUGUAUUAACUAGGGAAAACAACAGAGGAAGAAGCUGAACUCCUAGUGCCCUCCACCAGUCGUCCCAGGGAACCACAGACAUCUAUAGGUUUUCAGGGUGGUCAGGGAACUCUGCGUUCAGAGAACGGUGCUUGAGGAUUGAUCUUAAUUCCCUCACCUCCCCUGCACCUUCUGGAAUUCCAGACGACCUCAGCAAAACCGCAAAGACUGAACAGACACCCGCAUCACCGGAGCGGCCAGCCUGAUGCGCAUUGCACGUCGGGAGCAGUAGUUCUCCGUUGCGUUCCAAGAAUAGAGUACACGAGGGCCCCAACUAUAAGUCCCAGAGUGCACUGAGCUUGACAGCCUCUGGCGGGCCACAGCUCCCCAGAACGGCUUCCUGCCAGAAUGGACCCAUAGGAGGGCUGGAACUGGGAGAAAGGCGCAUGGUGGGGCGUGACCUGGGGGAGGAACUCAAGAGAGGAAACCUGGGCGUGUGCGUAGGAAAUCCCAGAGUGAGACUGAGUUGGGAGAACGCUCCAGGUGGAGAGUCACAAGGAAACACGAGAGACGACACCCAAGACAAAGUCAUAGGGAAAUCCAGAGACAAGAAAGACUCAGGUAUAGUCAGUCAUAGGGAGAUAUGGAGGGACGAGGCCCUCAGAGAUGGAGAGUUACCGGGAGACAUGGAUAAAGGAGAGACCGCCAGAGAUGGAGAGCCAUAGGGAGAGACAGUAGAGAGAACACCCGAGACGGAGUCACGGGGAGGCAAAUGAGAAAGAAAGAGAGAGAGAGAGAGACGACUAAGAGGGGACAAUACAAGGAGUCACCUAGGAGGGUCGAGAUUCCCCUGAAGACAGUUCCAAGGAGACACCGACAAGGGUCGAUAUUCCUCCAGAGACAGUCAUUGGGAGACAAGGAAGGAGAAGAGACCACUAGAGACAGAGUCACAAGGAAUGGAGAUGAACCCGCAGAAAUAAAGAGGGUCACAGGGCCAAAAGGAUAAACUCUGAAUGGGUCAGAGAGAAAAGGACAGAAAGGACAAGGUGAUUAUUCAGAGAGAGCACCCCCUUGCGACAGAAAAGGGAGAAAUACAGAAGCAGGGAGUGACGGACGUCGGGAAACGCUGAAUUAAUAGGCAAAGGUGAACGCAGAUUAGGGAAGACCGGGAAAGGCUGGAAGAUGAAAACGAAAACAUUUCCAGUACACCAUGUGGGGCGUGAGGAGAGACGUGAGCAAGAAAAGGAAAGAAGCAGAGAGGGGGGAAAUGGAGAGAGUAAAUAGGAGAGAAGAGAGGAAAAGAGAGACAAGAGAAGGCAGAGAAAGAGACACACCCAGAGGGAGGCAUGGCACCAAGCCCAGAGGCUGUAAGAGCGAUAAAGAGCCCGAAGCAUCACGGAGAAUGAGACAUUAGCCUCCGCGGUCAUCAGAAAGUCCUCAGCACUGAAGACAAAGUUUCUUGAUUAAAAGAGUAAUAUGUCCAGAGACACACAGGUCUACCCCAGAUCCUAGAUUCUGGCAAGACCCACACAAGCGGCUGAGUCGAGGAGGAAGAUGGGUGUGGGAGCCAAGAUAACAGACUGGAAUGUAUUUGGGAGAAAGGGGGUGGACAAGGCUUGGAGGACGUCCCCUCCUUGCAUAGAGCCUGCGGAAUGGGAGUGUGCACGUGGAGAGGAGGGAGGGGCAACUGUCCGGGAUUCUUGGGGGUGGGGGGACGCCUUUAAACUGAAACCCCGCCCCUUGGUCGUCAUGGCAACGCCUACCCCCACCCCCGACUUCUACAUUUCAGCAGGUGCGGAUAGCGGAGCUCCCGCCGCCGCCCGUGCCUGCGGCUCCUAGAUGCCCCAGUCUUCUACUGCUCUGACCCCACCCGCUUUCUCCCGGCUCGGUACAGCUGGUGCCGGGGGGUGCUGCUUUCUGCCCUGCGCUGCGCACCGUUAGGUGCCCUGCCCCUGUCCUUCCGAUCUCAGAGUCUGCGGAGUGCCCCUAUCGCCGUCCACCUGUUUCCUCAGAAAAAAGGCCAGCUCGUGAUCCCUGCUGCGUUCCUGGGGCCAUGGCGGGUCUGGGUCCUGGCGGGGGCGACUCAGAAGGGGGACCCCGACCCCUGUUUUGCAGAAAGGGGGCGCUGAGGCAGAAGGUGGUCCACGAGGUGAAGAGCCACAAGUUCACCGCUCGUUUCUUCAAGCAGCCAACCUUCUGCAGUCACUGUACCGACUUCAUCUGGGGCAUUGGAAAGCAGGGCCUGCAAUGUCAAGUCUGCAGCUUUGUGGUUCACCGCCGAUGCCACGAAUUUGUGACCUUCGAGUGUCCAGGCGCUGGAAAGGGCCCCCAGACGGACGACCCUCGCAACAAGCACAAGUUCCGUCUGCACAGCUACAGCAGUCCCACCUUCUGCGACCACUGUGGUUCCCUCCUCUACGGGCUGGUGCACCAGGGCAUGAAAUGUUCCUGUUGCGAAAUGAAUGUGCACCGACGCUGUGUGCGCAGCGUGCCCUCCCUUUGCGGCGUGGACCAUACAGAGCGCCGUGGACGUCUGCAACUGGAAAUCCGGGCUCCCACAUCAGAUGAGAUCCAUAUUACUGUGGGUGAGGCCCGGAACCUCAUUCCUAUGGACCCCAAUGGCCUGUCUGAUCCCUAUGUGAAACUGAAGCUCAUCCCGGACCCUCGGAACCUGACAAAACAGAAGACAAAGACCGUGAAAGCCACACUGAAUCCCGUGUGGAACGAGACCUUCGUGUUCAACCUGAAGCCGGGGGAUGUGGAGCGCCGGCUCAGUGUGGAGGUGUGGGAUUGGGAUAGGACAUCCCGAAAUGACUUCAUGGGUGCCAUGUCCUUUGGUGUCUCAGAGCUACUCAAGGCUCCUGUGGAUGGAUGGUACAAGUUACUGAACCAGGAGGAGGGCGAGUAUUACAAUGUACCGGUGGCCGAUGCUGACAACUGCAGCCUCCUCCAGAAGUUUGAGGCCUGUAAUUACCCCUUGGAAUUGUAUGAGGUGAUGCUGGCAGAGCGCAGAGGAUCCGAUGAACUCUAUGCCAUCAAGAUACUGAAAAAAGACGUCAUUGUCCAGGAUGAUGAUGUAGACUGCACCCUUGUGGAGAAGCGUGUGCUGGCAUUGGGAGGCCGAGGUCCUGGAGGCCGGCCACACUUUCUCACACAACUUCAUUCCACCUUUCAGACUCCGGACCGCCUGUAUUUUGUGAUGGAGUACGUCACUGGGGGCGAUUUAAUGUACCACAUUCAGCAACUGGGCAAGUUUAAGGAGCCCCACGCAGCAUUCUAUGCCGCGGAAAUCGCCAUAGGCCUCUUCUUCCUUCACAACCAGGGCAUCAUCUACAGGGACCUCAAGUUGGAUAAUGUGAUGCUGGAUGCUGAAGGACACAUCAAGAUCACAGACUUCGGCAUGUGUAAAGAGAAUGUCUUCCCUGGGUCCACAACCCGCACCUUCUGUGGGACCCCAGACUACAUAGCACCUGAGAUCAUUGCCUAUCAGCCCUAUGGGAAGUCUGUCGACUGGUGGUCCUUUGGAGUCCUGCUGUAUGAGAUGUUGGCAGGACAGCCACCCUUUGAUGGGGAAGAUGAGGAGGAGCUGUUUCAAGCCAUCAUGGAACAAACUGUCACCUAUCCCAAGUCACUUUCCCGGGAAGCUGUGGCCAUCUGCAAGGGGUUCCUGACCAAGCACCCAGGAAAGCGCCUGGGCUCAGGGCCAGAUGGGGAACCCACCAUCCGGGCUCAUGGCUUUUUCCGUUGGAUCGAUUGGGAGAGGUUGGAGAGACUGGAAAUUGCGCCUCCUUUUAGACCACGUCCGUGUGGCCGCAGCGGCGAAAACUUUGACAAGUUCUUCACGCGGGCAGCGCCAGCCUUGACCCCGCCAGACCGCUUGGUCCUAGCCAGCAUCGACCAAGCUGAUUUCCAGGGCUUUACUUAUGUGAACCCGGACUUCGUGCACCCAGAUGCCCGCAGCCCCACAAGCCCUGUGCCUGUGCCCGUCAUGUAAUCUCAUCUGCUGCCGCUAGGUGUUCCCAGUGCUCCCUCCGCCAAGUUGGCUGUAACUCCCAUCCACCCCCAUCCCCGCCUCUAGUCCGAAUUUUAGGUCUCUUAAACCACCCAACCUUCUGGCCUCUUUCACGCGCCCCAAUGGGUUCUAGACGCUGUUCCCCAGCAUUGCUGGCAUUUUAAACUUCAAACAGUCUCUAGAGCCUUUCUGUGUUCUAGAUUCGUUGUGCUGAGCCCUGGUUUUUCCCCACCCCCAACAUCUGGAUGCUGUUCCAACUCUUCCCAGAAACCCCACUCCGUGUGGGGUUCUAGACUCUAUCUUGGUAGUUUUAUGCCUUCUCUCUCCCUAGACCACGUUGGGAGAAAUAGUCUCAUGAGAUUGCCUGCUCCAGACUAAGAUUCCAGAUCAGCUCUCUGCAUCCUUCAAGGCCCCUCCUACCUCCACUUCAGUUGUAGAAUUAAGUGGGAGGCUGGGCUCCGUGUUCCAGGCCACCUCCCUUCCAUGUUCUGGGGAUUCCUGGCAUGCACGGAGGAUUCUCUCCCCGACUUUUCUCAGUCAGCUUUUGUUCUAGAUUUGUUCCAGAACCCUUCACUGCUCACCUGCCCCGUGCAUGGCUCCAGCCUUGGUCGGAAUCACACACACACACACACACACACACACACACACACACACACACACACACACACCCCUUGUCCUCCGCAGUGCCUGCCACUUUCUGGGACUUUCUCAUCCCCCACGCCCUUCCUUUAUCCUCUCCCACCCAGACACAGCUGCUGGAGAAUAAAUUUGGGAUGCUGAUGCUAAAA